Striga asiatica is the source of this 1759-nucleotide messenger RNA. The record is from the annotation of a GenBank genome assembly. NCBI's taxonomy places the organism in Eukaryota, Viridiplantae, Streptophyta, Magnoliopsida, Lamiales, Orobanchaceae.
CUUCUUCCUACGCAUUUGAAUACUAUUAAAUGAGAGUAAGAGCUCCAUAGUUCGAAAUAAAGAGACACUGAUUAGGGUUUCUGGUUUUCUCACUCUAUUACUUCUUCUCGAGCCUUCUUCUCUGUCCGUAUAUACCUCCACAGCACGAGCACCCAGUUCAACUGAGAAAUAGGGAAAAGACAACUAUGGCUGUGAGACCCCGCUGCUUUCUGGACAUUAGCAUCGGCGAUGAGCUCGAGGGAAGGAUCGUCGUGGAACUGUACAACGACGUAGUCCCACGAACCGCAGAGAAUUUCAGGGCCCUUUGUACUGGAGAGAAAGGCGAUGGCCCCAACACCGGCGUCCCUCUCCAUUACAAGGGCUCCCGUUUUCACCGUGUUAUUAAAAGCUUCAUGAUACAAGGUGGUGAUAUUUCGGCGGGUGAUGGUACUGGAGGAGAGUCUAUAUAUGGAUUGAAAUUCGAGGAUGAGAAUUUUGAACUGAAACAUGAGAGGAAGGGCAUGCUGUCCAUGGCAAAUGCAGGGCCCGACACCAACGGCUCCCAAUUUUUCAUAACCACGACACGAACUUCUCAUCUUGAUGGGAAGCACGUAGUGUUCGGGAGAGUCGUCAAAGGCAUGGGAGUCGUUCGCUCUAUCGAGCAUGUGGCCACUGGCGAAAACGACCUGCCGACAGUGGAUGUUGUGAUUACUGAUUGUGGUGAGAUUCCGGACGGUGCGGAUGAUGGGAUUGCGAAUUUUUUCAAGGAUGGUGAUUUGUAUCCUGACUGGCCGGCUGACCUUAAUGAGAAUUCUGAUGAGCUCUCUUGGUGGAUUACAGCUGUGGAGUCUGUAAAGGGAUAUGGUAACGAACAUUUUAAGAAGCAAGACCUUAAAAUGGCGCUCCGGAAGUACCGGAAGGCCCUGCGUUAUUUGGAUACUUGCUGGGAGAAAGAUGGCAUUGAUGAAGGAGACCUGAAAGGAGCCCUGCUGGAUGCCGACUUUGCAAUGCGGGAUGGCGAAAAUAAUGCAAAAGCAUUAUUCCGUCAGGGCCAGGCACACGUGGCUCUGAAUGAUAUAGAUGCAGCUGUUGAGAGUUUUAGGAAGGCUUUGGAAUUGGAACCAAAUGAUGGUGCAAUAAAAAAGGAACUUGCAGCGGCGAAGAAAAAGAUUGCUGAUAGACGAGACCAGGAGAGAAAAGCAUAUGCCAGGAUGUUUCAAUAGUAACUGUGUCAAUUUGGUUCAGGCAUUUUUCUUCUGUUUUGAUGCACUCAAAUUACUUGAAGGGGUUCAGUUGUGAACUAGAUACAAGAGACUUCUUGGUUGCUGGAGAAACUGGCCACUGAUGAGAGUGUAUUGGUUCACAAGGAUAAAGAACUUUGGCUGAUACUAGAGAACCCCUUUUGGUUGAAUAGAAGUCGUAGACACGGUUACUCCUGGACCAUUUAGGCAGUGUCGUUUAUUAGAGCUCAAGUGUGGUACAAGUUUUCUCUGUUCUAACAAUAUAAAACCUUUUGCUUGUAGCUCAAUUGAAAGUUUGGAUACAUUUUGAACUAAUUUUUGUGUCUUGUUUCAACUAAGAAUUCAUUUAAUAAGGCCAAGGAAAUUUUUGUAUCAUGCAACAUCUGCCUAAAAUGAAAAGAAAGGGCCACUAAUAGUAUCAACUCAGUCAUAAAUAGCAUCAUUUUUUUUUAAAAAAAGGCCUAGGUGGGGAAUUAAGGUUGGAUCCCCAACUUCUAUAUAGUCAAGACUCUAAAUGAGCCAAAAAAUCAUAGGUCUAC